AUGGCCAACCCCUUCGAGGGCUCCCCAGAGCCCAUCCCCGUCCCCGACCUCAACCGCCACUCCGGCAACUCGAUAGAGUCUGCCGCCGCUCCCUCCCUCCGCACCUCCUCCUCCCGCCGCGCCCUUCUCUCCUCCGCCGCCUUCGUCUCCUAUCCCUCCAUAUCCCACCGCUUUGCUGCCGCCACCAGCACCCCAGAGCUCUCCACCGCUUCCGAUUCGCCCUACCUCGGCAGCCGCCCUCUCUCGCUCGGAGACCAGUACACGCUCUCCCCCGACCCCGUCAAAUGGGGAACGCACAUUCUCCCCGAGGACAAGGAGGACGACGACGAGCUGCACCGGCCCGAGCCCGUCGUCAACGGCCGCCUCGUUGAGUACACCAGCCACGAUGGCAUCAUCAACCGUCGAGGCAUCAUCAACCUCGGCUCGCUUCUCGUCAUCGUCACCGGCAUCCUCACAUUAUUCGCGGGCUAUCCCGUCAUUACUGCGGUCACCUCCCCUCCCCUCAGCAACCUCGGCGCGUUCAAUCUCGGCGGAACAAACGGAUCCGGGCAGGUACCCGACAUUCGAGGACUCCGCGGCCCCAUCGACCCAGCCACGCCGGCUUCAGCCCGGAAGUCGACCUCGUGGCUAAACAGCGGAGAGGAGUUUGAGCUCGUCUUCUCGGACGAGUUCAACACCGACGGCCGCACCUUCUACCCCGGCGACGACCCGUAUUGGGAGGCUGUCGACCUUCAUUACUGGGCGACGAACAACCUCGAAUGGUACGACCCUGCAGCGAUCACGACAAAGGACGGGAGCCUUGUCAUCACCCUUUCGCAGAAGGACACCCAUGGCUUGAACUAUCAAGGAGGCAUGAUGUCGACGUGGAACAAGUUCUGUUACACAGGCGGAUACAUCGAGGCGAACGUAUCGCUACCAGGCGUGAACAACAUUCUUGGCCUGUGGCCUGCCAUCUGGACAAUGGGGAACUUGGGCCGGGCUGGGUAUGGUGCGACGUUGGAAGGCAUGUGGCCGUACACAUAUGAUACGUGCGAUGUGGGAACGGUCAAGAACCAGACUGUCAACGGGCAGCCGGAAGCCGCCACCGUGGACGGCGACACUGGCAAAGGGGGAGUCCUCUCCUUCCUACCGGGGCAGCGACUGUCGAGAUGCACCUGCCCGGGCGAGAGCCAUCCAGGACCGAAGCACUCGGACGGAACCUUCGUUGGCAGAGCUGCGCCUGAGAUUGACAUGUUCGAGGCACAAAUUACGGAAGGGACUUUAAUCGCACAGGUCUCUCAAAGUGCGCAGUGGGCGCCGUUCAACCACGCCUAUCAGUGGCUGAACACCAGCGCCAACGAGAUCAUUACCGACCCCUCGAUUUCAUCUCAGAACACGUUCACCGGCAGUGCAACACAACAAGCCACAUCUGUCGUAACCGAAACAGAUCCGAACUGUUAUGAAGGAGAUUUGGGAUGCUUCUCCAUAUACGGUUUUGAGUACAAGCCUGGCUUCCAAGACGGGUACAUCACUUGGAUAUCCAACAACAAGGUCUCAUGGACGCUCAUGGGCCCUGGUAUGGGCCCAGACUCGCUCGUGGAAAUUCAAGAACGACCGGUUCCCGGAGAGCCGAUGUACAUCAUCAUGAACCUCGGCAUGUCCUUCAACUUUGGCCCUGUCGACCUCUCUCACUUGCCGUUCCCCGUGCACAUGCGUGUGGAUUACAUUCGCGUGUAUCAGCCUGUGAACGCGAUCAACAUCGGCUGCGAUCCCCCGGACUACCCCACCGCGGCCUACAUCAACCAGUACAUCGAGGCCUACUCAAAUUGGAACCUCACCACAUGGGUGGACGACUUCCACCAGCCGUUCCCAAAGAACUCGUUCCUUGGGGAAUGCUGA
Messenger RNA from Epithele typhae, 1878 nucleotides. Its product is annotated as beta-glucan synthesis-associated. NCBI's taxonomy places the organism in Eukaryota, Fungi, Basidiomycota, Agaricomycetes, Polyporales, Epitheliaceae. The transcript is spliced from 9 exons. Gene Ontology annotation, biological process: fungal-type cell wall organization; (1->6)-beta-D-glucan biosynthetic process. The record is from RefSeq and is a predicted model, not a curated record. Gene Ontology annotation, molecular function: glucosidase activity. Bases 1 to 1878 code for a protein of 625 amino acids. Gene Ontology annotation, cellular component: endoplasmic reticulum membrane; plasma membrane.